Molecule: messenger RNA, 567 nt
Organism: Dictyostelium discoideum AX4
Lineage: Eukaryota; Evosea; Eumycetozoa; Dictyosteliales; Dictyosteliaceae
Gene: sarA
Product: GTP-binding protein Sar1A
Exons: 3
Coding region: 1-567 (188 amino acids)
Biological process (GO): intracellular protein transport
Cellular component (GO): endoplasmic reticulum membrane; cytosol; Golgi cisterna membrane
Molecular function (GO): GTPase activity; GTP binding; G protein activity
Source: RefSeq, a predicted model, not a curated record
AUGUUUUUAUUCGACUGGUUUUGGAAUGUUUUAAGUUUUUUAGGUCUCUACAAUAAGAAUGCCAAAAUCUUAUUUUUAGGUUUAGAUAAUGCAGGUAAAACUACACUCCUUGGUGUAUUAAAAGAUGGUCGUCUUUCUUCAUAUCUUCCAACUUUCCAUCCAACUUCAGAAGAAUUAGCAAUGGGUAAUAUUAGAUUUAAAGCAUUCGAUUUAGGUGGUCACGAGUCAGCUCGUAGACUUUGGAAAGAUUAUUAUCCAUCAGUCGAUGCUAUUGUUUAUUUAAUUGAUUCAUCAGCUCAAGAUAGAUUUGUUGAAUCAAAGAAAGAAUUAGAUUCACUUUUAUCAUCAGAUGAACUCGCAAAUGUUCCAUUCCUCAUUCUUGGUAAUAAAGUUGAUAUUGGUAAUACAUCAGAAGAGAAAUUCAGAGCAUCAUUAGGUCUCACUCAAACUACAGGUAAAGGUAAAACUACACUCAAUGGUGUUAGACCAAUUGAAGUAUUUAUGUGUAGUGUUGUAAAGAGAUACGGUUAUGCUGAAGGUUUCAGGUGGUUAGCAAACUAUCUCUAA